This is a messenger RNA of Manduca sexta (tobacco hornworm), 1008 nucleotides long. RefSeq names its product lachesin-like. Bases 1 to 1008 code for a protein of 335 amino acids. The record is from RefSeq and is a predicted model, not a curated record. The transcript has 8 exons. Gene Ontology annotation, cellular component: neuron projection. Lineage: Eukaryota; Metazoa; Arthropoda; Insecta; Lepidoptera; Sphingidae.
AUGUACAGUCCACUUGUAAAGAUCACAUCGCCGCUUGGCAGAGUUGGUCCCACGGUAUCCCUGCGAGAUGCCGAGCCAGACUUCGCGGGACCAAUCGAGAACGUCACAGUGGCACUAGGAAGAGAAGCUGUCCUUACCUGCUCCGUCACAGAUCUCGGGGACUACAAGGUGGCGUGGAUCCGUGCAGACGAUCAAACGAUACUGACGCUGCACACUCGGCUGGUAACACACAGCUCUCGAUACGCUGUCACCAACGACUCGCCUGGCUCCUGGCAGCUGCACAUCAGACCGCUGAAGGUCGAAGACCGGGGCUGCUACAUGUGCCAGAUCAACACAAGUACGAUGAAGAAACAGAUUGGAUGCGUUGACGUUUUAGUGCCUCCAAAUAUCCUGGAUGAGGGAACCAGUGGAGAUCUGGUCGCACGCGAGGGUCAAGAUACAAGUCUCUCUUGCAAGGCGAAGGGAAGACCACUGCCGCGCAUACUGUGGCGGCGAGAAGACGGCACUAAUAUACAGUUGAGGAACGAAGCGGGGGAACUUAGGAAAGUGGACAUGUUCACUGGACCCAACCUGAACCUGAGCAAAGUGGAACGCAGGCAGAUGGGCGCGUACCUCUGCAUCGCUUCCAACGACGUGCCGCCCUCUGUCAGCAAGAGGAUCAUGCUCAAUGUUAACUUUCCGCCAUCAAUUUUGGUUGCGACACAGCUGAUAGGUGUUCCAAGCGGAACACAGGCAAAACUGGAGUGCUUUGUAGAAGCAUAUCCUCAACCUAUCACAUAUUGGCUGAAGGAUGGAGAGCAGAUGAUUUUGUCAAGUGAAAGAAAUUAUAAGGGCAAAGGCAAUUCAAGUUUUAAAUUAUUUUCGUCGCUGACUACCCCACAGUCCACACCGGGGAGACGAGCGAACGGGAUACUUCGAACCCCCCGGCUUGACGACUGCGAGGCCCUGGAGGAAGAGAGUGAAGAGGAGGGGAAAUGUCCACGAGUCCCUACUAGACCCCCAAUGUGA